AUGGCCCUUGUGCUGAUUGAGUUUGAGACCCCUGCCUUAGGCUUGCUGAAUGUGGAUCGAGCAAUCAUACACUCACUCUAUGGAUAUGGUGUGUGUAAUUGGCCGGGCUGUGAGUCUGUUUGUGAAAACAUCAGCCAGUUUAUCAAGCACCUGAGUAUUGAGCACAUGCUGGAUGACAGGAGCACGACCCAGUGCAGAGUCCAGAUGCAGGUGGUGCAGCAGUUAGACCUCCAGCUCUCUAAAGAACGGGACCGUCUCCAAGCUAUGAUGGCCCACUUGCACCUGUCACCUUUGGAACCACAGUCCCCUUCCAAACCUCAGAGUUCUGGGUCCAGUGUCACCAUGUCCAAGAGCCUGCCACCACUGUCCCCUCCAGAUGACCCUCGGGUAUCCCCAACGGCCCCUGUCACCUCCCAAUCCCCACCCCAGGGGCCUGCAGGACUCUGCCCCACAAGUGUGGGGGCAAUGCGAAGACACCACUCAGACAAGCACCCCUCUCUCUGCUCUCUGUCUUCAGAAAUUAGCCCAAAUCAUGAGAUGUACAGAAAUGCAUAUAUCAGGCCACCUUUUACCUAUGCUACGCUGAUAAGACAGGCUAUAAUGGAUGCAUCGGACAUGCAGUUAACACUUAAUGAGAUAUACAGCUGGUUUACACAGACCUUUGCCUACUUCAGACGCAAUGCUGCAACGUGGAAGAAUGCAGUCCGCCACAACCUGAGCCUGCACAAGUGUUUUGUGCGUGUGGAAAACGUGAAGGGGGCCGUGUGGACAGUGGACGAGGUGGAGUACCAGAGAAGGAGGUCUCAGAAGAUCACAAGAAGCCCAAUGCUAGGGAAGAACCUUCUCUCCAGCCUGGCUUAUGGGACUGCUCUUAAUACCAGUUUAAAAGAGCUGAAGUCGGGCUCCUUCAUGACCAGUAUCUGUGACGAGAGGGGCCUGGAGCUGAUCUAUGCUGCCAUGACCAUCAGGCAUUGGCAAACACCUCAGAAGGGACAAAAGAUUGGCAGAAGAGAUGCUUUUGAAAUGGAGUCCUCUGACUGA
Coregonus clupeaformis (lake whitefish) is the source of this 1041-nucleotide messenger RNA. Its product is annotated as forkhead box protein P2-like. Gene Ontology annotation, biological process: regulation of transcription by RNA polymerase II. Gene Ontology annotation, cellular component: nucleus. The record is from RefSeq and is a predicted model, not a curated record. Gene Ontology annotation, molecular function: RNA polymerase II cis-regulatory region sequence-specific DNA binding; DNA-binding transcription repressor activity, RNA polymerase II-specific. The transcript is spliced from 11 exons. Bases 1 to 1041 code for a protein of 346 amino acids. NCBI's taxonomy places the organism in Eukaryota, Metazoa, Chordata, Actinopteri, Salmoniformes, Salmonidae.